Messenger RNA from Papaver somniferum (opium poppy), 1627 nucleotides. RefSeq lists its product as uncharacterized. Lineage: Eukaryota; Viridiplantae; Streptophyta; Magnoliopsida; Ranunculales; Papaveraceae. The record is from RefSeq and is a predicted model, not a curated record. The transcript is spliced from 2 exons. Bases 21 to 1433 code for a protein of 470 amino acids.
UGCACAAUUGGGAACAAGAGAUGCUCGAUCACACUCUCUAUGAGCUAAAGGCAGUGGAACAACUUGGUAGACAACCAACCAGACCUUGUUUCAAUGAGUCUAGCCCAACUCCUGAUCGUAUUUAUGAUCAUUCACCCAUUCAAAGGGAUGAGACUUGGGCGGGAAACUAUGAAACAAGUUUGGCGGAGCAAUCUUCAAAUCAGAAAUUUGAUAGUUUUGUUGAAGCUGCUAUUCCCGUGAUGCAACAAAUGCUUCAAGCAACACAACAAUUUUGUGAAUUUCAGCUGAAUUACAAUGAAUCACUCCAAGAACUUCAAAGGAAUAUAGACAACAUCAGAAGUGGCAUGAAUCAAAUUCAAGAAGAGUGGAACAAGGAAGAGGUUCAAACUCAUUCUAACAUUCCCAUGGAAGCCAAUAUAGAGUAUGAUGAAUCCGAAGAAGACGAAUACUUUAAUGUUGAUAAUGAAGGUGUAACUAGCUCAACUCAUGAUCAUAAUGAUCAUUCUCCUAUUCAAAAGGAAGAAGUUGAGUCUAUAAACACUACCAUUAUUGAUGGUAAGACUUUUGUUGUGUAUGAGAGCGAUGAUGAUUAUGAAUUCUUUGUGAAUAACACCCCUAAUUCAGAGAUUCUGAAUACUUUGAAUGAGAAGUCAACUUGUGACGAAGCACGUAAGGAUUACGAUGACUUACUUGGAGCAGAUUUCGAUUCUGAUGAUGAAGAUUUGGAAGUUAUAGAAGAAACUGAUGAAGAAUGGCUCGUAAAGAGUUUGAAUGAGAAUUGCGAUACUUGUGAUGUCGGAGAAUCAAUGGACUUUUUCAGGAGUACUGAGGAUCCCGUAAUGCGUGAGACUAUGCGCGGUUUGUCUAUCCCUUUACAUGAACCUCUAUCUAAUGAUGAUCCUCCCAAACUUGAAGUAGUUUCUUGUAGAGUUGUUAAUCCAUCUUUUAGGAAAAUACCUCAUUUGGGGCUGGAAUUGAAUGCUUCUAAAGUUCUUUCCGAAUUCCUUGCUUCUAAGUAUCCACCAUAUAUGUAUGAAUUUAGCGUCGUGCAGGUUUCCACAAGAAUUCCUUCCACUUCUAUUUCCUAUAUAUUUCGCGAUGUAGAAAGAACCAAGUGUGGGGGUGAUUCUUAUGUGAUGAUAGUUUCACUUUUGUUAUUUUGUGCUAAUAUUCUUGUGAAGCUAUUGUUAGAAUUGCAGAUUGUUUUGUGGGUGGAUCCUCAAAUUUUCAGGUUGUUGAUAUAUGGGGAAUCUAUUUCGAAUGCUAUUCGUAUGCGUCAAUCAGGUGAACAAUUCCAAUUCUUACUUCCUUGUCUUUUUCAAGUAUUCCUCUUAUUCUUUUUGCAAUGGUUUGAAACAUUGAGGACAAUGUUUGAUUUAAGUGUGGGGGUAGGAUUCCAUAAGAACAAAAAAUUGACGUAUACAAAACUCUAACUUUUAGAGAUUUUUGAACAAUUUAGAAUAAACACUAGCCUUUCUAAGUAGAUGGAAUUUUUUCUUGACGAUGAGGUAUAUUUCAACUGAGUCGGGAUUAGAUGCCAAUUAAAUAGCUAGUUUAGUGUUUAUCCUCUAUUGUUCAGAAAUAGCUAUGAGUUGGAGUAUUAGUUUAUGUAAUUUGUAUAUAAUUU